AUGAUUAGAUUAACUAAAUCAAGAAUCACUAUCAAUGGAAUUCGUCGUUUGACAAAUACAGCUGUCAGAUUCAAUCCCAAAAAGAUUGAUUCCCCUCCACCAAUUCCUGAAAUUAAGAAUGGAAAUUUUGUAAUUGCAACUCCACCAAGUAUAAAUCCAGUCCCAAUUGAAAAUGAAAUACCUCCUCCUCCUCCACCACCAAGUCCCAAGAAGAAGAAGUUUUCAUUUAGUGGGUUUUUAUUUAAAACUUCAUUACUUGCAAUAGUGCUUUAUGGAGGAACCAUGUAUUUGGCAACAAAAAAUAAUAAGGUAUUGGAUUUUGUUCUUGAUAAUGAUUUACCAUAUAAUGAACAAUUAAUCGAUUUUUUCGAAAAUCUUUCGAAAGAAGAUUUUGAGGAACUUUGGUAUAAUAUUCAAAACAAAUUCACUGAUGUUAAAUUACCUACUAAAUCUGAAAUUGGUGAAUUAACAACAAAACUAGAACAUAGAAGUGAAGAUUUCCUUAAAGAAACUAAAAAGAAAUUAUCAAGUAAAAAAGAUGUCAGAAAAGGUACUGAUUUGACACCUGUAGAACAAUUGCAAAAGCCAGUUGAAGUCGAGAGUUUAACUAGAGAUGUUCUUCGUUUACCAUUAAUAGAACUUGAUGCUGAAGUUGCUAAUUCUGUUGAUUCUUCAGUAAAACAAAUUAUUUCAUCUUUUAAUAAUUUUGUACAAUCAAUUGAUGCAAAUACUUUAGAAGGUUCCAAUUCAAAUUUGAUUAAAGCUAUCGACACUAGUGUGAAUCAAUUGGCAUCCAAAUUAACUAAUUUAACAACAAAUUUCGACAACGAGUUACAGAAUAAAUUGAAAGUGUCACAAACUGAGUUAGUCAGUUCUUUUACCAAAAAGGAGUUAGAGUUGACUGAAAACUUGAUUUAUCAAUUCAAUCAAGAGAAAGCACAAUUAGAGAAAAAAUUAAACAAAAGAUUAGAACAAGAAGUGAAAGCUGCAAGACAAGCCAUUAGUCAAGCUGCAACUAAUGCAGUUUCGAUGGUUAGAAUUGAACAAACUAAAAAUUUUGAAAAAUUAGUAACAGAAAAACUUAACGAAGAAAGAGAAGGUAGAUUGGCAAAUUUGGAUAAACUUAAUGAUAAAAUCAAUGAUUUGGAAAAAUUUGCAGAAAGUUUCGAAAAACAAAUCGUUAAUACUCAUAAGAAAACAUUGAUACAGCAGUCAAUCAAUAAAUUGAAAUCAUUAUUAUUGUUCUCCCAACCUGAAAAUUCAACGCCAAAAAGCAUAGGUCCUUAUGUUGAUAUUUUGGGUCAAAUUUCAACUGAUGAUGAAGUUUUAAAUUUAGCUUUAAAAGAUUUGAUUCCUUUGAUUUCAAAUGAAUCCACUCACUCGAUUUUAAGUAAUUCACAAUUAUUAACUCGUUGGGAACAAUUAGCACCAGAAUUAAGAUCAAGCUCAUUGUUACCACCUAAUGCUGGGUUAUUGGGUCAUUUGUCAUCACUUAUAUUUUCAAAGCUUUUAGUACCGGUUAAAGGUGUUAAAGAAGAUGGUAAGGAUAUUGAAUCUGUUAUUGGACGAGUUGAAUACAGUUUAGCCAGGGGUCAGUUAGAUGUUGCCGUGGAAGAAGCUACAAACUUGAAAGGAUGGAGUAGAAGAUUGGCUAAUGAUUGGGUCAUAGAAGGUAGAAAAAGACUUGAAAUUGAAUUUCUACUUGGUUUGAUCGAAUCUGAAGCAAAAUUGCUUUAG
Molecule: messenger RNA, 1737 nt
Organism: Lodderomyces pseudojiufengensis
Lineage: Eukaryota; Fungi; Ascomycota; Pichiomycetes; Serinales; Debaryomycetaceae
Exons: 1
Coding region: 1-1737 (578 amino acids)
Biological process (GO): cristae formation
Cellular component (GO): MICOS complex
Source: RefSeq, a predicted model, not a curated record